Molecule: messenger RNA, 2167 nt
Organism: Zingiber officinale
Lineage: Eukaryota; Viridiplantae; Streptophyta; Magnoliopsida; Zingiberales; Zingiberaceae
Product: F-box/kelch-repeat protein SKIP11-like
Exons: 2
Coding region: 409-1722 (437 amino acids)
Cellular component (GO): nucleus
Molecular function (GO): protein binding
Source: RefSeq, a predicted model, not a curated record
CGUCCCGGGGCCAAAAAGGAAAAAAGAAAAAGGGGAGCGAGAGCGAAGAGAGAAUGAGCAGCUCGUGAAGACAUUUGCCCGCACCACAGCAAUCGCUAUGAAUUUUGGCCCCUCGUCGAUCGCCGGCACCAAUCGAAGCCAAAGCAGAAGCAGGAGGUAACCGCCCUGAGGAGGAGGAGAUAGAACAAGGGUAUCGACGCAUCCAAACUUGAGCCAGAGCCGGAGGAACGGCCAUACUGAUUUCGAUUCUUCUUGCCGUCUCUGGCUAGUCCGUGUCCGUGAUUCGUCUCCUCCUCCUCCUCCUCCUCGCUGUUUAUGCUCACGAAUUUCGCUCUUAGCUUUCGGAUGACAGAUUGCUCAAACGUGUUCCUAAGGAAGGGCUGGCGUUCUUGGUAAGGGGGGAAGGAAAUGAUAGAGAAUGAGUCUUGUUUGACCAGAAGAACAUUGAGGAGCUCCCUUGAGCAAGAAUCCGAGUGGGCUUACAUGACCUACCAGCUCCUUGAGAUUAAAACCAACAAACGCCCGCCGUCCGUGGAAUCCUUAGAGCUACAAGAAGCUAAAGUGAAACGGGAAAGAUCCACUGAGCCUCCUCCCUUUAGGGAAGAGACAACAUUGCCUCUUGAUGAAUCCAGUUGCCCUAUUGGUGGCGGUGGUGGUGGUGAUGAUGAUGGUUUCUCUGAUACAACUUCUCUCAUUAGUCAAAUUGGUCGUGAUAUUUCUAUCAAGUGCCUCCUUCAUUGCUCCAGAUCAAACUAUGGCAUCCUUGCUUCCUUGAACCGAGCUUUUAACUCUCUCAUACGAACCGGCGAGCUCUACAAGCUGAGGAGGCAGGCGGGCAUCAUUGAACAUUGGGUAUAUUUCUCUUGCAACAUACUUGAAUGGGAAGCAUAUGAUCCUUAUUGUAGCAGAUGGAUUUCUUUGCCAAGAAUGCCUCCUAAUGAUUUCUUCAUGCGCUCUGAUAAGGAAUCGUUGGCCGUCGGCACAGAGCUCCUUGUUUUUGGAAGAGACUACACAUCUCGUAUUUCUCAUAUCGUGCUGAGGUAUAGCAUUUUGACAAAUUCUUGGUCCCAAGGUGUUGAGAUGAACUCCCCUAGGUGUCUGUUUGGAUCUGCCAGUUUCGGAGAGAGAGCUAUCGUAGCCGGUGGCAUAGAUGCCCGAGGAAAUAUAUUGAAUUCUGCAGAACUCUACAAUUCCGAUACACAAACUUGGGUUAGUCUUCCUAGCAUGAAUAAACCGAGGAAGAUGUGUUCGGGUGUGUUCAUGGAUAACAAGUUCUAUGUGAUUGGCGGAAUGAGUAGCCCUACAGAAUUGCUAACAUGUGGGGAAGAAUACGAUAUCGAGAAUCACACCUGGAGAAUCAUUCCCAAUAUGUCUCAGGGGCUGAACGGCCCUAGCGGGGCACCUCCGCUCGUUGCAGUAGUUAAUGAUGAAUUAUACGCAGCUGAUUAUGCAGAAAAGGAGGUUAGGAAGUAUGACAAGCAAAAUAACUCUUGGAUAACCUUGGGCAAAUUGCCCGAGAGGCCCGAUUCGGUGAAUGGUUGGGGGCUAGCUUUCCGAGCUUGCGGUGAACGUCUUAUCGUAAUCGGUGGACCUAGGAUGCUCGGGGGUGGAAUGAUCGAACUCAACUCAUGGACUCCAAGAGAUGGACCUCCGGUCUGGAACAUGAUUGCCAGCAAGCAUUGUGGGAGUUUUGUGUACAAUUGUGCUGUCAUGGGGUGCUGAAUUGUAUCGGAAAACUCGUUUCAUGUGCUGCUCAGUUAAGGCGGAUAUGCAAGAUCGGUUGAAGGGCAUUCGAUACUGAUUUUGCCAGGGUAAAUACCGAUAUCUUCCUUCCUGAAAUUUCAGAUUUUACUUAUGUAGCCACCUUCGCCUCUCGUCCCUGAUUGUGAUUUACAACCGAUUACUUUUAACCCCUUUCGAGUUGCCAUUCAGCAUGAGAAUUUUCUAGAGGAUCGUGCAGUAUCGGCGCACAUAAUAACUCGAUGUAGCUGCAUAUUCCUAGGCUUCCCUGAAAGUUAUCAUCUUCGUUAGAUUCAAUUGUGUUACCAUUCUGCCAUUUCAUUGUUACCUCGACCAUGAGGAAAUAAAACUGUUCCAUCACUUUCUUGUAUUCUUUUACCAACUUAAUCAUUGUUUGAAUCAAUCUCAUCUCACAUUUUCUAGGUUA